Molecule: messenger RNA, 2300 nt
Organism: Ochlerotatus camptorhynchus
Lineage: Eukaryota; Metazoa; Arthropoda; Insecta; Diptera; Culicidae
Exons: 4
Coding region: 183-2012 (609 amino acids)
Source: RefSeq, a predicted model, not a curated record
UCAAAACAGACCCGCAGUUCUUCCGAUUUUUCGAUAAAAAAAGUUAAGACGCUUCGUUUUACUCGCCGUUUCGAUACUCAUGUUUGUUAUUUACUAAAAACCAGUGCGUUUCCUCAUACAUUUGUGCACACCAAUUUGCCAUGAUUAUUUAGUGUUCCUAUGCAAGAUCUCGUGCCUACAAAAUGAUCCUGUCGCAUUUCGUGGAAAAGUUGAAGAUCGGCAAACGGUUCGUGCUGCUAGAUUUGGUGGUCCACCCGGACUGCGAACCCCAAUGGGAUUCGGCUGGACCAGCAAACAAGUUUGUCCCGGUAGAGGUUUGGAAGCUGAUUUACAGAAAGCUGGAGGAUCUCUGCCGGCAGCAGUUGGGUGAAAGUGUCAGCGGUGGUAGGGGAAAGGAUUCCGACGGCAGAUGCGAAAUUGAUAAAGAGUACAAAUUCAGGUUGACCGAAAAGGCUAACUAUUUGCUAAAAUACGAGUUUAAGGACAGCAACAGUAGGACGGUGUUGAAUUCCUUAUUCAACGAGAAGGACAAUCGUCUGCACAAGGAAUGCCUCGUGGUUCAGGUAAUUGACGAAACGAAGGAUUUGUUCCGGCAACUGGAGGAGAGAAAAAAGACAAUCGAAAAGCUGCAGAAGGAGAACUCUAGAUUGAAAGAAAUUCCGGAGCCUAGCAGCCAGGAGUACACUCCGACUCCGGUGAAGAGUUCCGGUUCGUCGGCUAACGUUUCGAUGGAAUACAUUCCGAUAGCGAUUAACGGUGGAUCCCCAAUGAGUUCGUCGAGCUACAAAGCUCGCAAGAUUGCGAACACUGUGAAGGUGGAUCCGGAUCCGUACACACCGACUUCCAGUCAGGAAGCCAAUCCGGACAAAGUUGCCUAUGUUCCCAGCAGCUUGAAGAGCCCGAGCAAAUCGAACGUAGACCAGAAGGUAGUGUACUCGAGCUCCGGAGAGAGUAUUGUUUUCGGCAAAAGGCAACGACGUCAAAAGGAAAUCUUUGGACACUCGGAUGACGACGAAGAUGGCAAACGAUGCCCGAAAUCGGAGCCAGAAGAUGCUCACAAUAUCAGUGUGGAGAACAUGUUUAGUCCGGACUCCUCACCGCACCCGGUCGAUUUCAUCGCAGAGGAAAUUAUAUCCACUGGAGAUCACAAGCGGCUGCAACUACCACGGAAGACAAAAGCCGGUGUCAGCUACGGUGGUCCGCUGAUGUCACCGUUGGGUUCGGAUGGGACUCUCCCUUCUCCUUCCGUUACGAAACGCCGCCGCAAAGAUGAGGAUUCGAGCAAAAGUAGCUCAAAGAAAGACUCCAAAAUAUCUUCUCGCGGAACCAUCGACGGCUGGAUGAAGAAAUCCAGCCGAAAGGAUGGCGAAUUGCCCACAGCUGGGUCCUCGAAAGACCAUUCCAAAGACAAGGAAAACGACAAACGCUCCAACAGUCGGAAACCCAAGAAGGAACCGUCUCCUGCUGUUCAAACGCGGGUUGUCGACAGAGAGAAGCUCAAGGAAGAGGAAGAAGUCAUGCGGAAAACGAUUGCCAGUCUUGACCAACUGGACAAGAUGCUUCCUGAGGAUAAGACUCAAUUGGAUGUUCCUGUUUUGAACUGCUUCAAACUGACCAUCCCGGACGUCAACGCCACCUUCGGAACCUUUCGGAGCGAACUGAAGCAGAUCUUCGACCGGUACAAGAACAAAUCCGAACGUGAAUGGCAAAUGGCCGACGAGCUGUGCUACUUCACCGAAGUGACGAGCGUCAUGAGCGACGAACAAACCUACGCCAUGAUGCAACGCUUGGAGGAGGAAUUCGUCCCCCAGGACGAACGUGGAAUGUACACGGAGUUCUUCUCGUCGACGCUGAUCAUGGAGUGGGGUCUGCGUAUGUGGAUGAAGAUGUUCAACUUCUCGGACCGUCGGGAGGCGCUGGACCGCAUUCGGCUACAGGAGGAAGCCAACCCGAUGGAGCUGACGCCCAGCUGCCUCGAAUCGUUGACGGUCAGCCGCAACCGGAAGCGAUGAGCCGAUGGGAUUAGAGGGGAAUGGGUGCGAGAGCCAGUACAACAGUAUGCCUUUGUUGGAGCCUUAGAGGAUGACGAUUGGAGCAUUUUUUUUUUUUGGAAGCGAAGUAUUUUCCCAUUUUGUUUUGUAGUUCUAGAUAACGUCGUUGAUUUAUUCAUUGUUGUUUCCACGAGCGGCAUUGUACGGGAAAGAGACUGGUUUUGUUUUUCGAUUUCAUUAUAAACUGAGGGUUAAAUUUCGAAACCAUUUACGCAAAUAGAACUGAUAAGUAUCGCGCAAGUGUGUCUG